GCAACUACAGUAAAGUGGACCAGCGCCAAGUUCAUGGCUUUAGUCCCAGGGAACACAAAUACAUCUUAAAUAUUAACUUGAUUGCACUUUAGGUUUGAAUUUAAAGGUCUGCCAAAAUGUUUAUCUUAUUACAUUUCAGUUAAAUGAUAGCGGAAGUUGCAUGUUAGGACAACAGUGUUGAAAAGAUCCGGGCUGAGGCUAUUUUCAAGGGCAAUGGAAGCCCCGCCCCUAUAUACGUGAUUGGUCAUCGUCUUUAUUCUAGACACCUAAUUGGAGGAAUAAACUCUGUCGUCAGGAUAACAACAGGAAAAGCUCUGUACCUGCAGUUUAGGGUAUGAAACACCAGGUGUCGCUAAUUUGUCACAGUUAUCCUCCUAGUCUGAGACUUUCACUAACUCAUUUAAUGUAACUAAAGGAAGAUGGCCGUCUCUCAAAAACUGAGCACCUUUCGGUUACCUCCUUUGCCGACCAUUGGUGAAAUCAUCAAACUUUAUAAUCUAAGAGCAGAGAAGCAACUUUCCCAAAACUUCCUCUUAGAUAUGAGACUUACAGAUAAGAUUGCCAGACAGGCGGGACACUUACAGGACACGCAUGUGUGUGAAGUGGGUCCUGGACCGGGAGGUCUCACCAGAUCUAUACUGAAAGCUGGGGCUGCAGAUGUAUUCGUGGUGGAGAAAGAUAAACGCUUUAUUCCUGGAUUACAGCUUUUGUCCGAGGCUGCCCCGGGUAGACUGAGAAUAGCACAUGGAGAUAUUCUCACGUACAGACUUGACAAAGCAUUUCCAGACAAGAUAGCCAAGACAUGGGAAGAUGUACCACCCAAUUUGCACAUUAUUGGAAAUCUGCCCUUUAGUGUGUCAACCCCUCUUAUUAUAAAGUGGCUGGAGCAGAUGUCUAACAGAAGCGGACCCUUUGUGUUUGGUCGUACGAGACUCACGUUGACCUUCCAGAAAGAAGUUGCUGAAAGGUUAACAGCAAGCACAGGAAGCCGCCAACGUAGCCGUCUGUCGGUCAUGGCUCAAUAUCUCUGCAAUGUCAAAAACUGUUUUACCAUCCCUGGACGAGCCUUUGUUCCCAAACCAGACGUGGAUGUGGGGGUGGUGCACUUCACUCCGCUGGCUCAGCCCCAAAUUCAGCAGCCGUUCAAGCUGGUCGAGAGGAUUGUCAGGAACGUCUUCCAGUUUCGGAGGAAGCACUGCCGCAGAGGACUUGAAAUGAUGUUUCCAGAGUCUCAGCGUCAGGAAUUAACAGAAGUGUUGCUGCAUCGUGCCGAUGUGGAUCCCACACUACGGCCCACAGAGCUCUCUAUUUCUGAAUUCAGAGCUUUAGCAGACGCCUACAGUACGCUGUGUCAGGAGAACCAAGGCCUUGUUGAAUAUGACUUCAGAGAGGAACUGAGACUCAAACAUAAAGCCAAGAAACAGUGGAGCAGCAAUAGUAAAGAGAUUCACCUUCAUAACACAAUAGAUGAACGUGGUGACCACUAACACAGCAGACAGUGAAUUUUCAUUGUGCAAGAUUUCAUUUUUUUAAGGUUUUUUUCUCGUGUGCAUUAUAUUAGACGUUGAAAAGACAUUGAAACAGAAUCUGGAGAUCCAACUGUUAGCAUAUUAACAUUCAAGCACAUUGUCGAAAAUCACACAAAAUGAGUGAAAUAAUAACACAAAAGGAAAAGCUGGAACCUAAAUGAUUUGAUUUUGUUAUAAGCAAGGUGGAAGCUGAGAAAACUACAAAUCCUUAAACAGCUUCAUAUCCCAGACAGCAGACGACUCCGGGCCGGAUCUGCGCCAAAGUCGGCAGCUCUGGUGCGGAUCCGGCCUGAAGUCGUAUGCUGUCUAGGAUAGCUGCUAUGAUUUAAUAAUAUUAUACCUUGAAGCUGCCAUCCAUCUGCUGAAGGUCUCCCAACAUUACAAAAUAUUUCCUUUUGAAAAUCAAUUAAAUACAUACACACUGCAAAAAAAUGAUUUGCAAGAAAAAAACUCUUAGUAUUUU
Misgurnus anguillicaudatus (oriental weatherfish) is the source of this 1992-nucleotide messenger RNA. NCBI's taxonomy places the organism in Eukaryota, Metazoa, Chordata, Actinopteri, Cypriniformes, Cobitidae. The record is from RefSeq and is a predicted model, not a curated record.